AGGAGGAGAGAGGAAGUUCUCACAAACUUUUUUCCCCCCGAAACGAUUCUGGAGAAGCUCCGUUAGUUUUUUAGGAUCGCGGGGGAAACGCAGGGAAGAAAGCGGCGUCUUAUUCACCCCUUAAAACUGCGUUUAACCAGCAACUCGGUCCCUCGCAUGAAAGCCGAGAGCGAAAAGAGUUCGUCCCGAGUAGUUCGCUCCUUCGCCGGCUGAGAGCACUUCCACCAUCAGGGGCGAUGCGAUGUGACUGAGCUAUGCCUUGUGGAAAUGGACAGACUUUAUCCAAGCGAAAACAUGGCGUCUGCGUCCCGGGAUUCCGCUUCUUCUACGCUGUGCUCGUGGCGCUGUGCUGCCUGGGGGGGGCAUGGGGCUCCGGGCCGCAGGGGGACGGCGGCAGGAGCUGCUCCCCCUGCCCCGUCAACUGCAGCUGCGCGCCGGGGGGGCCACAGGCGUCCUGCGUCGUCAAUUGCUCCAACGUCGGGCUGGAGAGGGCCCCCGCGGCGGCAGACGUCCCGCAGGCCACCGGCGUGCUAGAUCUUUCCAAGAACCACAUCUCCUCUCUUGAUACCAGCCUGCUGGACCGUCUCACUGCCCUCCGAGAGCUAUAUCUUCAAGGCAACAGGAUCAAUGUUCUCCCGAGAGGACUUUUCUGCUGCGGCCAACUGUCAACUCUUGAUUUGAGCAACAACCUCAUCACCACAAUAGACGAGAGAAUAUACGACAACCUCUGCAAUUUAACUCAAAUCGACCUGAGCAGUAACCCCUUUGACUGUGACUGCCAGUUGGUCCGGCUGGUCAGCUGGCUCCAGGAGAAAGGGCUGCGAGUCCGUCGAGCGGAGGACAUGUUGUGCAGGCAGCCUCCUGAGCUGCUUGGCCAGCCCCUGCUCAACGUCAGCCUGCUCACCUGCGGUCUCAACUAUGCCGCUUGCCUUGAGGACAGCAGCAGCGGCGGCGGCGGCGGCGGGGGGGGGGGAGGAGGAGGAGGCGGACGGAGUGAGCUUGUUAUCUUCUCUUCCUCCACACCUGGAAACUUCACGCGCCAGCAGUGUAACAGCGUGUGUUUCGCCGCGCUGCACCGCUAUGGGGGGCUGGGGGCGAGGCACGAGUGCCUCUGCAGCACAAACUCUGAGCCAAACUUCAUCAGCAAAGCUCGCUGCUCGGCUGCCUGUACGAACCCCCACGUCAUGAAGGAAUGCGGGUGGACUCUGGCUGAGGACGUGUUUGCGGUGGACUUCGUUGUGUCACUGAAGCCUCUCACGCUGCAAAGUGUCCACGACAGUGUCCGUUUCUCUGCCGCGUCCUCGGUCACUCCGGUGACCCUGUCCUGGGACUUUGAUGACCUUUCGCCCCGAGUCAACGCAACAGAAACAGGGUGCACCACAGCAACUCACAAGUAUGGACUCCCGGGACAUUAUGCGGUCAGUUUGAUGGCUUGGGCUGGACACAAGGAGGUGCGUGCAGCACGCGGAGGAGUCACCGUGACACUUCCUCCCAAACUGGAGCUGCACUGUCCACCUCUCGCUGUGGCCAAUAUGAGCCUGGACAUCACACUGGUCAGCUGGGGUGCUGAUGGCUUGAAUGUUGAUUGGAAGAUUUCAAAGGAUGGUGUUGAGGUUGCCAAAGCUUGCCCUCACUUCCCAAACAACGGGGUGUGCGACGCCGAGUCCUCUCGCUGCUUCCAGGUCGUCUCGGGCGAGUUCAGCUGGACGGACGCUCGGCGCUCGUGCUCCGACUGCGGCGGGAAUCUGGCGAUAGUCAGGAGCGACGCGCUGCGUAACCUGCUGGCGCCCAAGGUCAACACGCAGGAGCGAGGUGCGUGGCUCGGCUUCAGUGACGUCGACUCUCCGGGGAAGCUGCGCUGGAUGGACGGCUCAGAUGCUCAGGAGGGGGAGGAGGGCCCCCCACCUCGUUUCUCCAUCGCCCGUGGGAACGUGUGCGUGUCCCUCGAUAAGUCGGCUCAGACCAGUCCGCACCCAUGCAACGCCAAGCGGGCCUAUGUGUGCCAGUACAACGCCCAAGUGCGGGUUCCAGAUGCAGGGAUUUACACUUUGGGCCUGACUGUGUUUCCUUCCCAUAAUCCUUUGCACCGCGCCCCGUCCGCUGCGAUCUCCACUCCACAACCUCCCACAGGUGGCAUAGAGGUGUUGUUGUUCCCAGCUCUGAGCUUCGUUCAUGCAGGACGUCUGUCCUCCCUGGAGUUCGUCGCUCUGGAGCAGCGUUCACAAAUCCACGUCCGGUUCCAGACCUACAGACCCUACUGCCAUUAUCCCGGCCUGCACUUGCUGCUUCCCAGUUGUGGAGGUCCCGUGUGUGCCCCGGUGGCAGUUUGUGUCCCCAAUGUCACCCGGAGCGGGGGUCCGCCCUCUUGCCCCCGGCUACAGCAGUGGUGUCCCUUCCAGCGUCGCUGCCUCCGCCUCCUCAGUCCCUGCCCCCCGGCGGCCUGUCCUAACUGCACACAGGCUCACCUCCUGCCCCCCGGGGCCCGCAGGCCCAGGUACACCCUGCAGAAUGAGGUGGUCUUCUCUCUACCAGCAGGACCAGCUGCACACAUACUGGUACAAGAACAACUGGAGGACCUGUUGGUUUCCCCUGGUGACAUCAUCUCCCUGCAGCACGAUGCUGGGCCCGCCUCCCUUCUCCACUGCAAAUCUUCCCCACAUUCAAUGUGGCGACAACCCGUCUUUGCCCUCAACCAGUCAGAGUGGUUCUGGAUCAACAACACCGCGCAGCCAGUGGAUACCAUGGCUGACCACGACGCCGACCUUCAGCCUUCCCCUGCGCUCGACCUGAAGAGCCUGGUGGAGGAUGGCGAGGGCGUCUGGCUGGAGGACGUCGUGUGUCCCGUCCGGGUGCUCUAUGUGGGGCACAGUGAGACUCAGCUCCUGGGAGUACAGGUGUCUGCUGCCCUGCAGCAGCCCGGACUCUACAGCCUGCUGGUGACUUCAGCUGAACCAUCAUACCCAGCCUCGGCAUCAUGCCCAUUGCGAGUGGUGCCUCCUCUGGGUUUGACCGUCCUUCACCCCCAUCCACAGAAUGGCACCAUCUACCUGCAGCCCGGCUCCACCAAGCUGCUCCUCCGGGUCCGCUCGAGCUACCCCACCAAGGCUUGGCGGCCUGGCAGUAAUCACAGCGUGACCUUCCAGCCUGAAUGUCCGCAAGACUUUCCCGCUAGUCCAGAACUCUGUCAGCCAGGGGCGGGGUCAGAGGUCACAGAGCCCAGCAUGUACGCGGUGCUGGAUCUAAGCUUAAGUACGGAGGAGCAGAGAAGUCCAGUGACGGUGGUUCUGGAGGCCCACAAUAACGUGACGGAGGCCAGCCUGUCCGUGGUGGUGCAGGUGGAAGAGCCGCUCAGAGUGCUGGUGGUGCAGCCGCAUCCUGCACACAGGGUGUUGAUGGAGUCCGUUGUGAGCUACACAGCAUCAGUGCAGGAAGGCUCCAAACCCACGUUUAAAUGGACAGUGGAUGACAAGCCAUACUUCACCUACUAUAACACCGUCCUCAAUGUCAUCUACCAGCAAGCUGCCACCUACAAGCUCACUGUGGCGGCCAUGAACCACGUCAGCGCGCUCACGGAGCAUUUCAACGUGACUGUGGACCGGCUGCAGCCCAUGGCCAACGUCACAGUGAAGGGUGUUCCAGAUGUUGUCCCUCAGCGCUCCACUCAGACUCUCACCACCUCUGUUCUUGUGGACAUGUCUGUGGCCGCCACUUUCCGAUGGUCUUUUGGUGACGGCGGCUAUAAGGAAUUUGAAUACAAGCCUCCUUAUGCCCCUUCCCUCCUCUGCCCAGACUCCCCCAAUCAGGUGCUUCUAAGCAACAACGUCACCUACAUUUACUCGCAGCCAGGAAUAUACACAGCUUUGGUGUCAGUGUCCAAUCAUUAUGAGAACAUCAGUCAGAGCAUCAACAUGAGCGUCUACAGCAUCAUCACUCGUGUCGACAUACAAACAGAGCCCCUACUUCUCCUCACUGGCAAAUCAGCCGAUUUUGAGGCUCACCCUCUGCCCUCUCCAUACGGCAUUCACUAUGACUGGCACUUUGGAGAUGGUUCCUGCCUGCUGCAAGGUCGCCGCGUGGCACACACCUUUGCGCAGAGUGGCGUCUUUAACGUCUGCGUACAUGUCAACAACACUAUCAGUUCAAUGGACGCUUGUGCGGAGAUGUUUGUGUACGAGGAGAUUGGAGAUUUAACAGCUGAAAGCUCUUCUCCCACAGAGCUUCACAGUCCUACUACGGUACGGGCCCGCCUUGGACUAGGUAACAACGUCACAUGGACAUUCUCAAUGGGAGAUGGGACCGUCUACACACUAUCCGAACCUGCGGUGUCACACAGUUACAUCAAAGAUGGCAACUACACAGUGAAUGUAACAGCCGCCAACGCUGUGAGCUCCGGCUGGACCGCCCUCCCAGUGCAGGUGUUCGUGUUCCAAGUUGUGAAACUGGAGCCGAGCGGUUGCGUCCAAGAGCAGACCCCCGUCAACUUUCAGGCGUGGGUGUCCGGUAACGCGUCAGCUCACCUUUAUGAAUGGAGCUUUGGGGACGCAACCCCAAACGAGACGCACCAGGGCGACCCCAGGGUCUCGCACACGUACCGCGGCAGUGGGAACUACCACCUCUCGCUGCUUCUUUCGAGCGGGUUGAACAAGGCCACCAAGGCAAGCUUCUUCGACUGGGUGUGUGUGCAGCCAGCGUUGACUAACAUCAGCCUCACCCUGGAGAAAUACCACUACGCUGUUGGGGAUGAGAUCCAUCUCCAGGCCAGAGCCCAGCCGGAGUUUAACUACAGCUAUGAGUGGGACUUUGGUAGAGGGGAAGACGCUGGGCUUGUAGGUGGCUCUGGGGAUGUCCGGACCACGUAUAAGAACCCCGGCCAUUACAGUGUCACAGUCAUUGCCUUCAAUAACAUAUCCACUAUUAACACCAGUGUUUUGAUUGAGGUUUUGAUGCCCGUAGGUCCCAUUGUCAUUCAACACAAUGGCACCAAAUACAAUAACCUGACCCUCAAAGCACCAUACUCUUUCUCAACAUCCUCCAUGGCCUACAACGUUACUUAUGUCUGGAGCUUUGGAGAUGGGACUGUGCUCACGGGCCAGAGUAUCCUGCAUAACUUCAACAUGUCUGGACACUACAAUAUAACACUAACAGCAGCCAACACAGUGAGCAGAAAUCACACCACUUUACCGGUUACUGUGCUCGCACCAAUCACCGGUUUGACUGUCAACGCCAGCUUGGUAAAUGUCCCUCUCAAUGCCCUGGUCGACUUUGAGGCCCAAAUGGAGGAGGGAGAUGACGUCCGGUUUUCUUGGAAUUUGUGUGACCGCUGCACCCCAAUCCAGGAGAAACACACCAUGUUCUACACUUUCCGCUCCGUCGGCACGUUCAACAUCAUUGUGACAGCGGAGAACGACGUGGGAAUGACACAAGCAAGCGUCUUCCUGUAUGUCCAACGGGAGCUGGAGGGGCUGCAGAUUUUAGCAGAGGACGAGAUCAGAGGCGCAGGAUCGGACGCUUGCUGCUUUGCUACAAACCGCGUUCUCCACCUUCACGCAGGGUUAAAGGAAGGAACCAACAUGACGUUCACCUGGAGCCUCAUCAAAAAGCCGGACCCCGAAAGUUUCAACGUAAGCGGGAAGACGGUGGAGGUGAAUUUCUCCACGCCAGGCUCAUGUGAUAUAAUUCUCUGGGCCGCCAACCUCCUGGGUCAGCUGUCGGUCACCAGACGCGUCCGCUUUCUGGAACCAGCCGGAGGGGUGGACCUGCUGGUCAGCGACACCCCGGUUGCGGUCAAUGCUUCGACCAAUCUGACGGUGUUGAGUCUUGAAGGCUCUGACCUGCAGUACCGCUGGUCUGUGAAUGGAGACCCUCUGGAGUGGAACAGUCCCCAGAAGAGCCACACCUUCAUCAGUCCUGGCCUCAAGCUCGUUACUGUGGAAGUCUUCAACGAGGUCAGCUCAAGGGUUGAGUCAAAGAUGGUCAGUGUCCAGGAAGUCAUCUCCGGACUAAGAUUCAACGCCACCAACGCGACGGAGCAGAGUUACGUAGCAACGGGCGACAGCGUCUCGCUGCAGGGGGACGUGCGGACGGGAACCAACGUCACGUGGACCUGGCAGUUCAAAGGGACAACACAAACGGGAAGGAAUACUUCCGUUAUUUUCCAAGAGGCGAAAACCGCCGUCGUUACUGUGAACGCGACCAACGGCGUCAACGGCCAAGUGGUGUCCAGAGAGUUCUUCGUUCAGGACCGGAUCAAGGGGCUGGAGCUGAGGGCGAGUAAGAAACUUGCAGCGGUCGGCGAGAAGGUGAACUUAACCGUAUUGAUGGCAGCGGGCUCCAACGUUCGCUUGAUACUGACCAUCAGCGGAGAGACCACCGUGAUGCUUGAACCCAACCAAACCUACGGCCACACCUUCACCCGGGUGGCCACGCACAUGGUGAACCUCACCGCUCACAACCAGGUGAGUUCCGUUAAGUGGCACCUCCAAGUAGAGGUGAUGGAGCCGGUGCAGGGACUUUCCAUCCAGGGAAGCUGUGCCGCGAUCCCUGUGGGGGUCAGGAGAUCGUUUGCAGCCAACAUCCUGACAGGCAAGCCUGUUCAGUUCUUGUGGACUUUUGACCUUCACCACCACAUGACGUAUCAUAUGGCCAAAGAGGUGUUCUACACGCCGGAAGAACCAGGUUUAUUGACCAUCUACCUGAAGGUCCUCAACGCACUACAUUCUCAGAACGUCACAAAGUACAUCGUGGUGCAGCACCAGCUGUCAGCAGCUGUUCUGCACGCAGCGCCCGUGGACACCUUCAUCAAUAAGACGGUGACCCUGACUGCGAACAUCACUCCCAGAUCUAAUCCCGUGGCGUGCUUGUGGGACUUUGGCGACGGCUCUACUCCUGUUACCACGAACGCCACCACUGUGGGUUACGAGUACAGCCACCCAGGGCAAUACUCGGUCCAAGUGAACUGCAGUAACCUGGUGAGCUGGGUUCUGGCCCAGGUGGAGAUAAACAUCAGCGUCUUGGAGUGUGAGGAGCCAGAAGUGCAGGUGGUUCAAGCCCCCCGUCUGGCCAUCUGGCGCUCCCAGCCCACUUUAGUGGAAGCUAGUGUGGACUUGAAAGGCUGCCUUCACUACGGCGCUCAGUACCUCUGGCAGGUACUUGCGACUCCCUCCUGUGAUAAUGACAAAGGGCCCAGUACUCGGUCCUUGCUGGUCCCUGUAGUCCGCCUGCCGGCGGAGGUCGAUGUGCGGCGGCUGCAGCUGUCGCUGCCUAAGAUGGCUCUCGCUGCAGGGAACUACUCACUGGUGUUUUCCAUGUCCUACGACGGCGUACCGCUAUGGAAGGCCGCCUGUCUGCAGCUCAGCGUCAUGGCAACCAGUCUGAUGCCCAUCAUAGAGGGGGGUACGUACCGGGUGUGGUCAAGGACUCAGGACCUGAAGCUCAGCGCUGUGCAGUCCUACGACCCCAACAUGGACCCAGACCGCCAGUCACUCCUCCACUACCACUGGGAGUGUCAGAGCACCUCCAAGGGCGCGGAGCACUGCUCCAGUCUGAACUUCGGCCUGGGAACCAGUGACCCGGUGCUGGGAAUCUCCGGCGCCGAGCUGGAGGCGGGCGUGGAGUACACUUUCAGACUGACCAUCAGCAAAGACGGGAUGCCACCAGGGUCGACCACGCAGACUGUGCUUGUGAAGAGCGGCCAUAUUCCCAUGGUGUCUCUGGAGUGCGUGUCCUGUAAGGCGCAGUCCUUCUACGAGGUCAGCCAGAAUUCAUAUGUCUACCUCAAAGGAACUUGCGAAAACUGCCAUGGCUUUCAUCGGGGGCGCUGGAGUGCCAUGACGCUGGAGAACCAGACUCUGGUCCUGGACUCCUCCUCCACCACCACGGAGAGCGACGGCAUGGACCUGGUGCUGCGGCAGGGCGUGCUUCUCAACGGGGAAUCCUACAACUUCACUCUGCAUGUGACCGACGAAAGUCUGGACGGCGCCGGCGCCGCCUCCAUCACUCUGCACAGCAACAUGCCGCCGGCCGGUGGGGAGUGUCACCUGAGAGGGGGGGGGGAGGCGGGAAUGGAGUACGGGAAAGAUGGCGAAGGCUGGAGGAUCCGCACCCUGGUGGACCGGGUUCACUUUAACUGCUCAGGUUACAGUGACCAUGGAGUCUCAGAGACUCCUCUGCUCUACAGUUUGUUGGUGACGCGUUGCAGGGACGACUACUGCGAGGACUUCUGUGUGUACAGAGGCAGCAGCCCGGAGCACUCGGCCUUCCUGCCCCCUGGUUUCAGCUCAGUCCAAAAUCGGGUGGCGGUGUCCAUCAGGGUGGAGGACCACCAGGGAGCAGCCAUCACUGCACUUAACAAGUCCAUUGAGGUGGUGCUGCCAGAGGCGCCACCUGAGUACAAGAGCCUUCCCCAUUGGCUGUCUGAGCUGACCGACAGCAGGCUCAAAAAGCUGUUGGAGCAGGGAGACUCCCAGAGGGUCCGAGAGUUAUCCUUGGCUCUUAUCACAGUGCUUAAUGAGUAUGAGCAGACCAGGAACUCCAAAAACGAGCGCGGGUACCGAGUCCGAAUCCGCAGCAACAUCACCAGAGCGCUGACCGCUCUGGACCUGAUCACCGUCAAUGACAUCCAGCAGACGUCCGCCGCUUUGGCUCAGUGCACGGCGAUGAGUCGAGAAUUCAUAUGUGAGGAAUGUCAGAACAGCACCUUGAACAAGCUGGAGUCCAUGCUGGAGAUUCUGCAAACUGACACCAAGCAGGGCACCGUCACUCCCACCGAGAUAGCUGACAACAUCCUGAACAUCAUGGGUGAUUUAAUCCAUCAGGUCGGCCAGUCCACGUCCCAGUCUUACCUCCAGCUGGCCUACUUGAAUUCACCCUCACAUCCCCCAGCUGCCGCCUCUGGGGAUGAGCAAGGAGCCCCCCCUUUAGAACCCUCGCCCCCGUCGCGAGUGGCGGCCAAAGCGUACAGCCUGUCCUCGGUCCUCAUGCGCAUCCUGAUGCAUGGCCGCGUGCUCAACGAGGAGCCGCUCGUGCUGAGGGGGGCUGAGAUUGCUGCCACAGGGAAACUGGCGGACCCCCAGAGUCUACUCUGCUACCAUGACAACAACAGUCCAGAGUGCGAACGGUUCUCCAUCCCUCGAGCCUUCAACUACAGCCUCGGUAGAGCUGCAGCAGGAAACAGCAUUAUGCAGCUUCUGUUUCAGGUGGAGUCAAAUCCAUUCCCCUUCAACUUUGUGGCCAACUACAGCGUCUCUACCGAGGUGGCAUCCAUGGAGUUCCACACUGAAAAUGGCACUCAGAUUCCCAUCUCCGGCCUGGACGAUAGUCUGGCCAUCACUGUUGCUGUUAACAACGGAAGCGGUGGAGGAGAAGCAGAUCUUGUGGGUUCUGGUACCAGAGGAAUCCCCACAGCCGAAGCUAACAUCAGCCAUUGUGACUCCGUCAUUGUCAAAGUCAGCACGGGAAACACCAACAGGGAGGCAGGGAUGUUUGUGCAGCUCAACUUCACCAGUCUGCAGGAUGCGCGACAGAAGAAUAAAAGAGAGGAGGAGCCAUACGUCACAGCCUACCUUCAUUCUCAUGAAAGACCCAACGAGUUCAACUGCACAGACAAAAAACGCAUCACACUGGGGAUGACCAGGGGGCCAGAUCUCGACCACAGGAAGUACACCUUCUUCCUGUCGCCAGAGUCGUACGACACCACGCUGGACUACUUCAUCAACGUGAGCACGGCCUGCGGCCCCAGCUCGCCGCCUGCGGGGGUUCGUCUGGAGGUCGGGGUGUUUGCUUCCUUGUGUCAGUACUUCAGUGAGAGUGAGAAGCAGUGGCGGACAGAUGGCAUGGUGCCCCUGGCACAAACCAAUGCCAGCAGAGCAGUUUGUCGCACCAGGCACCUCACGGCCUUCGCCGCAGGCCUGUUUGUACCCGCCGACGCCAUCAGCUUCAAAGUGCCGGAGCGCUCUGGUGCACCCAGUCUGGUGGUGCUCUUGGUGUGUGUGUUGGGCUUACUGAGCUAUGUGGUGGCAGCAGCCCUCUUGCACAAGUUGGACCAGCUGGAUCUACGCCGGGCUGGCGUGGUUCCACUCUGUGGCCAAGACGGACUCUUCAAGUACGAGGUCCAGAUCAAGACCGGCUGGAGCCGGGGGGCAGGCACCACGGCUCAUGUGGGGGUCGGGUUGUAUGGACGCGAGAGCCGCAGUGGGCACCGCCAUCUGGACAGCAGAGGAGCUUUCACGCGCAACGCUCUCGACAUCUUUCACAUCGCCACAGAUUCCAGCCUGGGCACUAUCUGGAAAAUAAGAAUUUGGCAUGACAACAAAGGUCUGUCUCCAGCAUGGAUGCUACAGUACGUCUUGGUCAAAGACUUACAGACAGGAAGCAGCUCAUACUUCCUGGUCGACGAGUGGCUGUCUGUCGACAACGAGAGAACUGACGGGCAGGUGGAGAUUGAGGUGGAGGCCUCAGAGGAGGCUGUGCUUCGCCAGCUGCCCCGCCGCCUGCAGUGUGAGCUUCAGAGGGCGCUGUGCGAGAGUCACCUGUGGCUGUCGCUGUGGGAGAGACCCCCCCGCAGCCCCUUUACCCGCCUGCAGAGAGCUACGUGCUGCGCGCUGUUGCUGCAGCUCAUCGUGUUGGCCAACGCGCUGUGGUACAGCAUUGUGGUGGACGAGAGACGCAGCGCGUGGGCCGUGUCGAGGUUUUCUUCGUUGAAUGGGGAGACGGUGGCAGCAGGCGUGGUGACCUGUCUCAUCGUCUACCCUCUCUACCUGUUCGUCUUCACGCUCUUCAGAAUGAGUCGCAGCAAGUGCGUGUCUGUGGAGCCGGCGCCACAACAAGUGGACCAGGAGUCGGUGGAGAUUGACGACUUCCUAGAUGACUCCAUUGCUGGAAGUUCUUUCCUCUUUUUUAAUGGCGAGAGCAACUCGGAGGAAACCAACAUGGAUCUGCCCACUCCAUCAACCAAAAGUGGCGAGAGUUGGGGCAUCGCAGAGGAUGAGAUGGAGGAUGGGGAUUGGCCGGAGCUCUUGAGUGACACGUCAGUGGUGGGAGGGGCGGGGCAUGGAGCAGGGCUGCCCAGGCUGAAGAGGGGUCAGGGGAGCAGGCACCUGGGGGUCGACAUGACCUUUAACCCUGACGACGAGGGGACUGACCAAGGUGACAAAUAUUUCACCUCCUCAGACGAGGAUCUGAUCAAACACAUCCUGGCAGAUGGACAAAACUUCUUUCCUCAGACGGAUGAAAGUGAAAUGGCUGACUUGUUGAGCAUCCUAGGAGAUAAGACCGAGGUCAUUCUCCGCCAGCAGCUGAAUGAGCCUCUUCCUCUGGAUCCUGUGAGAAGAGAUCCACCAAAAAGGGCUUUCGUCUCAAAUACAGUUGUCACAGACGUCUGUCGCCCCCGGAGGUUCCCUCCCUGGUGUGGGCGGGCCGCCCUGUGGGGCAGCUGGGCGGCGAUCGCUGUGGCGAAUGGCUGCUCCAUUUGGGCGGGUCACGGGUUCAGUCCGAACGUAGCCAUGAUGUGGCUCAUCUCCUGUUCUGCCAGUUUCCUGUGUUCCUGCCUGGUGGUGGAGCCUGCUAAGGUGGCGUGUGAGGCCGUGUACUAUGCAGUGUUUGUGCUCCGUCUGCGGCCAGAAGACCAGGACGUGCUGGUGGAGUUCCCCCGGCUGGAGAGGGUGGUCCAACGGGUCGCCAGGGUGAGUCCACCUCAGGGCUUUGCUCUGUCUCAGGCUCGGCACCAGGCCCGCAAGGUCACCAUGCUGCACACCAUGCUGAAGAAUUUCCUGGUUUACAUGUUUUUCCUGUUGGUGGUUUUGCUGCUGAACUACUCUGACUCGGCCAAAGACACACACAGCCUGAGACUGCGCACUCAGCUGCAACGAGCACUGCACACACCUGUGUACCACAACGUCAGCAGCCGGGCCGAUGCGCUGAUGUGGCUGAACGAGUCACUGUUGCCACGGUUACUGGAUGACUCCGCCCUCUUGAGAAGCACAGGGAGCGUUUUGCUCGGCACCCUGCGGCUCCGCCAAAUCCGGGACACGCAGGGUUGUCUGAGUGCAGGGGGCAGUAUUUUGGGGAAGCGUCGGAUCACUCCGACCAAAGAUGCUGAGAGUUAUGCUGCUUUGGGAAGUAACACCACAAACAGGGCCACGAUGAGGAUGUGUAACAGCGGAGAUGUGAUCCAUCAGUUGAACAGAAGCCUGGCGGAGGCCUCCUCCUCUUUACAGCAGCUGCAGACGCUGCACUGGCUCGACUACAGGACCCGGGCCGUGUUUGUCGAGUUCUCGCUCUACAACAUCAACACAAACCUCCUCGCGGUUUUCUCCUUCCUGAUUGAGUUUCCAGUUUCUGAGCGUGCCCAGUCCAGCCUUGACCUCCUAGUCAUCACUCUGUGGCCAAUCACAGGCCUGGAUUUGCAGCUCCUUCUCAUGGUGGUCCUCGUUGGCUUGGUGUUGUAUUUCCUGCUGCGGGGAGUCUUGGGCUUCCUCAGAGAAGGUUACGUGUACUUGCUCUCCACCUGGAGACUCUUGGGCAUCUGCAAACUGGUUUUGGCAGCGUGUGUUUGUGGGCUGCACCUGAGUCGCUGCGCCAUGGCCACGCAGCAGUGGGCGUCGUACCUGAGGAGCCCCCGGGGUGCCUUCACAGACUUCCACCCCGUGGCCAGACAGAGUCAGAUGUACACAGCCACGUCCGCCCUGCUGCUGUUCAUACUGGUGCUCAAGGCGUCCCACCAGCUGCGGUUUCUCAGAGAGUGGGCCGUGUUCGGCAGAGCUCUGCGCUGCUCAGUCUGGGAGCUGCUGGGAGUCGCCCUGGCGUUUCUGCUGCUGGUGCUGGCGUACUCGCACACAGGACACCUGCUCUUGCACUCCGUGUACGACGGCUACGGCAGCGUGAGCUCCGCCUGCCGCUCUCUGUUGGGCGCAGGUGGGCGUGGCCUACUGACGUGGCGUCCCAGCUGGACGGUUGCGGGUCCCUCUAGCCCCGUCUCGGCGCUGGUUUUCCACGCGAGCUUUGCUGUUCUCCGGCUGUUGCUGCUGUGGUUUGUCGCCUGUGUGUUGCUGAGGAACUACCGGCGCGCUCGGGCAGAGCUGUACCGCCCCGCUGUGGAUCUCCAAGACUACGAGAUGGUUGAGCUGUUUCUCAGACGGCUCAAAAUGUGGAUGGGACUCAGCCGGGCCAAGGAGUUUCGUCAUAAGGUGCGUUUCGAGGGCAUGGAGCUGCCACCGUCCCGUUCGUCCUCCACCAGCGACUGUAAGUCCCUGUGCUUGCCACCGCUGGACGGCCCCGACUCGUCUCCCACCCCGGACAGCGUUGAUGCGGGUUCCGAGGCCUCGUGGCGCCCCGCCUCCUCCAGCCCCUGCAGCCUGACGGAAGCCCCGGGGAUCGGCCUGGGACUCGGCCUGGGCCUGGGUUUGGGUCUGGGCCCGGGAGUGGUGAUGGGAAGCACCAGCUGGAGGGAGAGAACAGAGACCGAAGCCUCUCUGAGGAGGCUCCUCCCCACGCUGGAAGCCCUGCUGCAGCAGCUUGACCGCGUCACAAUGGCGACGGAGGAUCUGUACCACAUUGAGUGCAGAAUGGAGCGAAGCCAGAGGCAAAGGAAACCGAGAGAGAGAGCAGGCGCUGUUGGUAAGGGAGGCAGGAGAGAGGCAGGGCAGAGAGGAACAGGUGAGAUCAAGGACCUCGUUGGAUGGAGAGAACCAAAGAUUGGAAAGGAAAAGCACAAAGGGAGCAAGAAGGGGAAAAAGAAGGACAAAAUGCAAAAGGACUGUGGAAACCCCAAAAAGACUCCAGUAGACACACCCGUUCCUCCUCUAAAGGCCAGACCAGUCUCUGCCGCCACACAUAGGCCCGCUGUUCACUCUCCAACCAAAGCUUCAGCCAGUGCACCUCCACCUGCCUCUGAGGCCUCCUCCCUCCCCGUCUCAUCAGCAAACGCUGCCCCUUCCCAUGUCCCGCUGUCCAAAACACCCUCUGCACCUCCGUGUACCCCGGCACCUACCCCUCCCUCGCCAUCUACUCGUGCACCCAGUGGCCGGGACUGGGACCCCCCCACGGAGCGAGAGACCCUCCCCUCCUCAAGCCUGUUCAACCACCCAGCUCACACCACCACCAUUCCAACACGCAAGCGAAAGCGCAAACCUCCACCCCUCAAAAACAAGGUGCACCCCAACCUAGACAGGCAUGGCCCUGGACACCCCAAAUCCUGAGGACUCGUAGAGGGACAACCAGAAGAGUAAAGGUUUUGGAUAAGAGGAGGACGGAGGCCCCCGAGUGCUCCCUCCCUAAACCCUGGUCUAAUCAGAGAGAAAGUAGUGGAUGGGAACAAAUAGGACAUAGAAUAAGAAUCAGAGAGUUUGGGGCAAUGAAAGAUGAGGUGAGAGCAAUCAACUAAGAUGUUGCAGAUUUAUAAAAUCUGUGAUCGGUUCAGGUCACUCUUCAGAAAGCGGGUGCAGGUCACCAGACGCUAAACGAGCUGGUUUAGUCAGCCAUGUAAAGGUCAACAUUGAAACCAGGAAACACACCAUAGCUUAUUUUCACCGGACUCAAACUGAUCCCAGCUGGCCCUGGAGGUCACGUGGGGUCGCUGACAGGAGCACACGAGCGUGCUGACCUGAGGAUUCAACCAACUGAAAGCAGACAAACAGACGUUUUGUGAUUUCUCAGUUAUGUUGUCCUUAUACAUUUGUGUUGUAUAUAUUGAUCACUAUGGGUAAUUGUGGCCUGUUUGAAGUUCUUCUUUUUAUGAAUCACAAUUUGCAUGCAGGCACACACAGAUGUACGCACAUGCAGGUAAACACAUGCAUGGAAAUAACACUGUACGCACAGAACCGCUAAGUGUCAUGUGCCGCACACUGCAGAGGGACACGACAAUCAGGCAAACACACACACACACACACAGACGGUUGUUGGGUUCCCAGCGGCCAGUGUUUCAGGGUGCAGAUGUAACCGUUCCCUCCAUGCUGCAGAAGUAGAGAAAAUGAAAAGAUACCUGGAAGCCAAGAACAGCUACAGGAAGUUGGAGUUGGUGCAGCAGCAAGAAGUUGUGUUACUUAGAGUACUGCGCUUUUACACAAGUUCCCCCAUUAUAAGGCUGUGCUGAAUUCUAGUCUGAAGAGCUUUUCUGUUAUUUAAAAGCACUUUGUACAGACGUAGGUUUUUUUUGUUUUGAUGGGUUAAGUAAUAAGUUGAUAUUCAAACCAAUAGAGAAAGCUUUACUCAUAGUGUCCAAAGCGUACGAGUCGUGUAUACAUUCAUUGUUUUACCAUACCAAGUUAUUCAUUUUGUACUUAGCACUUUACUUCCUAAUGGAGCUGUUAACACAUUAAAGAAAUGUUCUAGAGUGUUAUUGAGCUGUUAAAACUAAAGCUAGCAGUUGUCUUUGUAGUUUUGUAAUCUGAAUUUUUUUGUCAAAUCCUUAUUUUGAAAAAAUGUACUUUGUUUGUCCAGUGGGCAGGUCUCAGGGAACCCCCCCCCCCCAACAGAAAACCAGUAAAAACUCAAACUGGGGGGAAAGUGUUUUCAAUGAUCUAAAGAAAUGAUAUGAUUGUCAUGCCAGUAUGUUGUUAGACUUAAUUUCCCUAUUCUCUUAGCCCUGUUUGGUUGUUUUUUUAUAUAUUAAAAGGGGGGAGGUACGGACAUGCGGGUCACUUCUAACCAAACCCCACCGUUACACAGAACAAUGAAAGCACCCAAAAUGUAUUUUAAUUAGGGCCGGGACUCGAUUAAAAAUAUUAAUCGAAUUAGUUAGAGGCUUUGUAAUUAAUGAAUUGAAAUUAAUCGCAUUUUAAUUGCAUAAAUAUUUGAUCUGAGAACAGUGAAGUAAUUUUUUUCACAUGGAUUUUUAUUUUUGUUCAACCAAUUCCAGCAGACAAGUGUAGAAAUAGCAUAUUUAGAAAUAUAGUACUUUCCUGAUCCACAUUUGGGAUUUGAUUCUCUCUCCUCAAGGUGCCGUGUGUUUAUUUCUUCCGGGAUUUAUUCUCCACUCAGCUGAGGAGGACCCUCAGACUGGUUUAGCUCCAUAGGGGAGUCGGUAUGGAUCCUCUCAAUUCACACGCGGGCAUCAGCACACAUGUCGAAAAAAGUGAAAUAAGGAUCACAGCAUAAAAGUAGUGAAAUCAACUGGGGCUUUAUUAGAAAUGCCAUUAUAUGACUUUACUUGACCUGCAAUUCUAUUAUAACGGUAUGGAACGGUUGUGGAUUCCAGCCUGAGAAUCUAUGAGAAUUGAUGUUGGAUUCUAAAGCAUCAACAGGUGUGUGGUGGAACAGUGCAGGGAGAUAGAAGGAAGGCUGAAGUGUGGAGGAUCCUCAGUUCAAACCUGCUCCCUCAGAAGGAGGGUUUGGUUGCAGUCAGGGCUUCAAACUGUAAACUUUGAGGUUUGUUUUGAGGUUUAGUAAACAAUCCCAAGGUCUAAUAUGAGAAACGGACACAAUGAGGCAUGUGCUUGAAUAGCACAAGGGAACAACUGAAGGGCUGCAGGCUCCAACCUGCUGUCUGAGGUUGUGGGUUCAAGCCCCUUCAUGCAGACAUCGCUUCUGCUUUGAAAGAGUUUUGAGGUUUGAGUAGCAGUCUCAAGGUUAAAUACGAGAAACAGAGGGUUCGUUAGUGUGUGGUGAAUUAGCACAGUGGAAGAGCUGCUGCCACAAGCCUACACUGCAUUUGAAGGUUGUGGGUUCAAGCCCAGUCUUGGGUUUGAGCCUUUGGCUUUACUUCAGGUUUGAGUAGCAAUCUCAAGGUUAAAUACGAGAAACAGAGGGUUCGUUAGUGUGUGGUGAAUUAGCACAGUGGAAGAGCUGCUGCCACAAGCCUACACUGCAUUUGAAGGUUGUGGGUUCAAGCCCAGUCUUGGGUUUGAGCCUUUGGCUUUACUUCAGGUUUGAGUAGCAAUCUCAAGGUUAAAUACAACAAACAAAGGGCUGCUUAGUGUGUGUUGAAGUAGCACAGUGGAAGAGCUGCUGGCACAAGCCUGCACUGCAUUUGAAGGUUGUGGGUUCAAGCCCAGUCUUGGGUUUGAGCCUUUGGCUUUACUUCAGGUUUGAGUAGCAAUCUCAAGGUUAAAUACAACAAACAAAGGGUCAGUUAGUGUGUGGUGAAGUAGCACAGCGGAAGAGUUGCUGACAUAAGCCCUUGCACUGCACUUGAAGGUUGUGAGUUCAAGCCCCGAUGUGGAAAUAGCAUUUAAAAAGAGUUUUGAGGUUUAGCUCACAUGGUCAAGGUUAAAUAGGAGAAUCAAAGUUGCCAAAAUGUGACCAGGACUGGUAGUGUAGGGGUGAGUGCAGGGUGCCAAAAGCCUCUGUGCGCACCGCCAGUGGGUUCAAAUCCCACCCGCCAAGUCUUGAGCGCACUACCGCGGAGGUAGUAGUGGGGGCAUUGUCCCCACUGGUUGUUUCAGAGAAGUGAACCCUGGGGGUUAUGCAGAAACACAAGGCGCGGUCACUUGAGUUAUGAUGGCAUUGUCAAGAAUGAUGAAGAAUCUUUUGAAUGGUGAAUUGAAUUUGAUGUUAAUUGCUUUGCUUUAGCUUUUUAGCACUUAUUAGCCAUGCUACGUAGCCUAUAGGGUUCCACCUUUUUGACGGGAGAGAAGGCCGGAUGAGUCAGUAAAGAUGAGCAGAUGUGUCUCAUUCAGUGGUCACACUGACAUGAAACUUAUUACAGCCUCUGAGGGCAUUUUUCAAGACAAUCACAUGUUUGUCUACUUCAGGGCAUCCUGUGGACAACCUUAAACUGACAGUCUGGCACAGGGUGUAGAUUUCUUUACCCUUGUUAGUGUUAGUAAGGUUUUAAGUACAGAAAUUUGGGGCAUUUGGCAUUAGUGACAGGGACGUGUAGGUUGCUCCAUCUAAGAUCAUUCCAGUCAUGUCAUGGGAAAAAAAUAUUGUGAAAAAAGUCAGAAUAUGUAGGGUCAAAAUAUAAUAUAUAUAAUAUAAUAUAUAUAUUAUUAGGGCCGGGACUCGAUUAAAAAUAUUAAUCUAAUUAGAGGCUUUGUAAUUAAUGAAUUGAAAUUAAUUGCAUAAAUAUUUGACCUGAGAACAGUGAAGUAAUUUUAUUCACAUGGAUUUUUAUUUUUGUUCAACCAAUUCCAGCAGACAGGUGUAGAAAUAGCAUAUUUAGAAAUAUAGUACUUUCAGAAAUUCAGGUAGCCUAUACGUAAGUAGACCUUCUGUAAACUAGGUUUUUUUAAGUAGACCAAUACUUUCAAGUACAUUCAGAACAUUGGUUAUUUUUUCAGACGUGGACUUAGUUACCCUGGUCCUUAAACCAGUCAUCUGGUGCAGUGUGGGUUGGGUGUGGGUCCUUGUACGUCCACGCUAGCUGCUAAUUGUGUUGCGUUGAGGUGAUACUUGAGGCUCGAUGUGAAUUCCUUGUUGCACAGCUUGCACACAACCACGCUCUUAUCGACGCUUCCAUCCGUGUGUUUAUUAUAAGAAGAUUUCCCAUUCACGGGGCCACCCGACACGGUCUCGUCAGCUUCUUCGUUCAUGUUCACUGUGGUUUGUUGUUGUCUGAAGUCAUGGACGCUAGUUGGUGCUCCGGUAUAAUCGGUCCCCCCGAAACUCAUCCAGUGAGAAACGUUCCGCGGUGCAAAAAAUAAGUGUAAAAAUGCGUAAAAAAUGUUUAAUGUGUUAUUGUGUAAUUAAUUAAUCUUAAUUCACAUUGUAAUUAAUUAAUCGUAAUUAACGCGCUAAAGUCCCGGCCCUAAUUUUAAUCUCACGGUACCAGCCCUCCUUCAUCUGUGUUUGUACAUUUCUGUAUAUAUUGGUGCUUCGUGGUGUAUAUAGUCUUGCUUUUCAGGAUCAUCAUUGUUUAUGUGCCGCAGUGGCAUUAGGUCAAGCACUGGUGUCGCAGAGCCCAUAGAACUACAUUUCUCCAAUCUAACUCGAGCACUACAGCCAAAGCUAUCAAUGCAUUUAACAUGAAUCUUUGUAUAUGCAAAAGGCCGACCACGAAACAGAGGAAGCGCUGCACGCCUCCCCUGACCCUUGUUCUCCUGCUGUGUGCAGUGUGUAACAAGAUGUAAUCUGUCGCCUGUGUUGCACCGUGUUUUAUGUUUUUAUCUGUAUUUUGCGGUUGUAGCACUUCUUCUGCUUUUGCACUUGACAAAGUUGAAUAAAACGUUUGACAGCUAAG
This is a messenger RNA of Pungitius pungitius (ninespine stickleback), 19111 nucleotides long. RefSeq names its product polycystic kidney disease 1a (gene pkd1a). The transcript has 56 exons. The coding region runs from base 255 to 14192 and encodes 4645 amino acids. The record is from RefSeq and is a predicted model, not a curated record. Gene Ontology annotation, cellular component: plasma membrane. Gene Ontology annotation, biological process: kidney development; calcium ion transport. NCBI's taxonomy places the organism in Eukaryota, Metazoa, Chordata, Actinopteri, Perciformes, Gasterosteidae. Gene Ontology annotation, molecular function: monoatomic cation channel activity; protein binding.